This is a messenger RNA of Candidula unifasciata, 403 nucleotides long. The record is from the annotation of a GenBank genome assembly. Lineage: Eukaryota; Metazoa; Mollusca; Gastropoda; Stylommatophora; Geomitridae.
AUUCGCUGACUAUGUCAGUGUGGCCGCCUACGAUCUUCCUUCACCGAACCCAAAACAAGCCUGGUUUGGUAGCGCGCUAUACUCCCAGCAAAUCAGUGUGCACUCGGCGAUCAAUAGCUGGAUACGUGCAGGUCUGCGUGCAUCAAAGACGGUGCUGGGCAUAUCUCCAGUGGGACGCUUCUUGAGGCUGCAAAGUGAGUCAGAAUUCAAACCUGGAUCUCCCAUCCGAAAUGAGGUACUGAAGGGGGAUCAUUUCAAGAUACCUAACGGCUUGGCCUAUCCUGAGAUCUGUGAGUUGUUCAAAAAUGGAACCAAGUACCACGACAAGGCUACAGAGAUGGACUACCUGGUGUCUGGGACAAACUGGGUUGGGUACGAGGAUACAGAGAGUAUUGAGGCAAAG